GCCGCUCUGAUCAGCCUGCAGCGGUCAGCUGCUGCCGCUUUCGGGCGCUGCAGAAGACAUCAACCACCGGGAACGGCUUCUCUCCUUUAUUACAUAAUACGUAACUGUUCCCCCAAUGUUUUCAGUGAAUUGCUGAUAAACUCGGAUUAUUUUGCACAGCUCGCUGUCGCCAUGGAGGAGACUGACCGUGAGGCUGUUGCCACGGCGGUACAGAGAGUUGCCGGCAUGCUGCAACGCUCAGAUCAGCUGGACAAAGUGGAGCAGUACAGGAGGCGGGAGGCCAGGAAGAAGGCGUCAGUGGAGGCCAGGCUGAAGGCGGCCAUCCAGUCCCAGCUGGACGGGGUCCGCACAGGGCUCCUCCAGCUCCACAACGCCCUGAACGAAGUCAAAGCCAUCCAGGGCUCCCUGGCUGACGUCAGCAAGGACUGGAGACAAAGCAUCAACACCAUCGAGAACCUGAAGGACGUGAAGGAGGCGGUGGUGCAGCACAGCCAGCUGGCGUCUGCUGUGGAGAACCUGAAGAACAUCUUCUCAGUGCCCGAGAUUGUGCAGGAGACCCAGGAGCUGAUCGAGCAGGCCCAGCUGCUGCAGGCCCACCGCAGGCUCAUGGACCUGGAGUGCUCUCGCGAUGACCUCAUGUACGAGCAGUACCGCGUGGACAGCAAGAACGUGCACGACAUGAACCUGAUCCGCGGCUACUUUGACGAGGUGCAGGUGCUCUCUGAGGAGCUGGGCAAGCAGCUGUGGAUGGUGCUGCAGCGCGCCAUGGUGACGGUGAGGCGCGACCCCACCAUGCUGGUGUCGGCUGUGCGCAUCAUCGAGCGCGAGGAGAAGGUGGACCGCCGCAUGCUGGACCGCGAGCGGCAGACCGGCUUCCUGCCCCCGGGGAGGCCCAAACGCUGGAAGGAGCGCAUGUUCGCGGUGUUGGAGGGCACGGUGGGCGUGCGCAUCGAGAGCACGCAGGCCGAGACCCGCGAGCUGGACAAGAUGUGGCUGGUGCGGCUGCUGGAGAUCACACGCAAAUACGUGCUGGAUGACCUGCUGGUGGUGAAGAACCUGAUGGUGCAGUGCUUCCCUCCGCAUUACAACACCUUCCGCGUCUUCUUCGACCUGUACCACCGCGCCGUCUCGGUGAGGGUGCAGGAGCUGGCCGCCGAGGAGCUGGAGGCCAAUGAGAUUGUCACUCUGCUCACCUGGGUGCUCAACACGUACAGCAGCGACGAAAUGAUGGGCGACCCUGAACUGGCCACCGAGUGCGACAUCAACCAGUUGGAGCCCUUGCUGACUCAGGAUGUCGUGGACGAGCUCCUCAGCAAGUACAUCCAGACCAUCACCUCGAACAUCACAGGCUGGCUUCGCAAAGCCCUGGAGACCGACAGGAAGGACUGGCAGAAGGACACGGAACCCGAAGCCGACCAGGACGGCUACUACCAGACCUCGCUCCCUGCCAUCGUCUUCCAGAUGUUCGAGCAGAACCUGCAGGUGGCAGCCCAAAUAAACAAGACGUUCAAGGAGCAGGUGCUGCAUCUGUGUCUGAAGCAGAUGGGCUCCUUCCUCCUAAGGUACCAAGAAGAAGCAGUGGCCUAUAAGAACGACCACCUGAAGGAUCGGCAGCAGCCGCAGUGUUACGUUCAGUACAUGAUCGCCGUCAUCAACAACUGCCAGACGUUCAAGGAGUCAAUUAAUAGCUUAAAGAAGAAGUACACCCUUAAAACGGAGCCGACGCAGCACGACGCCGCCAUCGAGGGGACGCUGAGCGAGGUGGCCAGGGAGGGCUGCCAGUUCCUGCUGGAUGAGGUCUUCCUGGACUUAGAGCACCACCUCAGCGAGCUCCUGACCAGGAAGUGGCUGGGUGGCUCUCAUGCCGUAGACACCAUCUGUGUCACCUUGGAGGACUACUUCAAUGACUUCUCCAAGAUCAAGAAGCCCUACAGCCAGGACAUGACGAGGGAGGCGCAUCGCAGGGUGGUGCAGGAGUACCUCAAGGCCGUGCUGCAGAAGCGCGUCACCUUCAAGAACGCAGACGAGCGGCGGGAGGGCGCCGAGCGCAUGAUCAAGGAGGCGGAGCAGUUCAAGUCCCUCUUCAGGAAGCUCUCCGCUGGGGAGGACACCGACCGUCUCUGUGACAGCAUAGCUGCCAUCGCCGAGGUCUUCAAGCUGACAGACCCCUCCCUUCUCUGCCUAGAGGUCUCCACCCUGGUCUCCAAGUACCCUGACAUCAGGGACGAGCACGUGGUGGCCCUGCUGGCCGUGCGGGGGGACGCCAGCCGGGACAUGAGGCAGACCAUAAUCGAGACGCUGACCCAGAGCAAGUCCUCGCUGCCGGCCACCGCGCAGCCAAUCUUCAAGGACAUCACCGUGUCCUCCAUCACCUCCAUGGCCGUGCCCAAGCUGCUGAAGUAGAUGCGGGUGCAGGACUGCGUCUGGUGUCUGCAUGGACGUGCCCUCCGUAAGAGUGGGUGUCUCACGAGGGAGCAGCUGAGCGACGAUCUGCAGGAGGGUCUGAUACCCGGGUGGCAUGACGUAGCGAUAAGUCAAAGCGAACCAUCUGAAGGACAGAGAACCCUCUGUGUUUGGAGCCGUGCUGAUCUGCCUGAGAGUGGGCAGUUAACUCUGGGCAGUGGGUCUAACAGCUUCGGAAAGUAUUUAAUCUUUUAUUAAAACUAAAACAGUUUGUCAUCUACUUGCUUCCUGUGUCCAGAGGUGUGUAGUUCAUGUGGAGAGAGUAGAAGUCCAGACCAAGAUUUUGUUUCAACCAACCAGUUCAUUACUCUCUGACUGCAACUAUACUCAACUGGUUGGUUGAAAUAAAAUGGAUUUCUUGGUCUGGAUUUGCACUCACUGGACCUGAACUACCUAGUUUGGCCAGAGGAUUGUUGUUGUUGUUGUGAAUAUUUAAUAAAAUAAUACUUGUCAGUAUAGAAUGGUGUGUGAAAUAGAUGGUAAUCAUUCUUAGAUUUCCUGUGCUCUGUAACAUACGCAUUCGGAGGUGUAGCUCCCAUCCUGCAGCAUUAAAAGGCUGCAUGUUGCUUUGUCUUGUGUGGGUUCACAGGAUUGACGUUCCUCCAGGAUGACUGUGGCAUCGUCCAUAUUUGUCAGGUUGCCUGUGAUUUAUACCAAGAUAAAGCCCAGUGGUGUGCAGCUGAUUGUAGAGCCGCAAUCUAGCCGGCAUGCAGCUGACAAUGGCGGCUCCAUCGGCCCCAGUGGCCAGGUGGGGGCGCUGUGGCAGUACCGACAGCUGUAGCAAGGCAGCUGUCGGGCGCUGAGUUGCGUGACCUCUGCUAAUUGUUGUUGUUAUUCUGGUACCAUUUGGUCUAACAUGGGAAGUGACUCAGACAGCAGCCACUGAUACUGCUUUCAAGCUGCGAAUCAAUGAUACUCUCCGUUCUACUCUUGGCAGUUUGCUUGGAAAUAGGACCUACUGCUUUUUUUGUGUUAAUAAUGGAAUGGAAAGUCCUGGAAGGUUGGGAAGGACAGAACAGGACUGGCGAGGUAGGUCAGGCUAAGAAGGUGGUCGUGUGCACAUUCACGCACGUGUGGAGCAGCACCCUUUACGCUACGGAGCGGGAUCCUGGAUUGGCGAUUUGUUUACCGUAAUUCACUUAAUAGAUUAA
Molecule: messenger RNA, 3614 nt
Organism: Brienomyrus brachyistius
Lineage: Eukaryota; Metazoa; Chordata; Actinopteri; Osteoglossiformes; Mormyridae
Product: exocyst complex component 3-like
Exons: 13
Coding region: 172-2403 (743 amino acids)
Biological process (GO): exocyst localization; exocytosis
Cellular component (GO): exocyst
Molecular function (GO): SNARE binding
Source: RefSeq, a predicted model, not a curated record